This is a messenger RNA of Puccinia graminis f. sp. tritici CRL 75-36-700-3, 489 nucleotides long. RefSeq lists its product as uncharacterized. NCBI's taxonomy places the organism in Eukaryota, Fungi, Basidiomycota, Pucciniomycetes, Pucciniales, Pucciniaceae. Gene Ontology annotation, biological process: mitochondrial respiratory chain complex II assembly. The record is from RefSeq and is a predicted model, not a curated record. Bases 70 to 489 code for a protein of 139 amino acids. Gene Ontology annotation, cellular component: mitochondrion. The transcript is spliced from 2 exons.
CUGAAUUAUUCACUCCCAACCACAGUCCACACAUCUACUUAUCGGAAUCCCAGGAAAAUUCGCACAAUAAUGUUUCCAUCGAGAACUUCAUCGUACCUCAGGUCGAUCCUCAUCAACCCAACGGUACCGAACAUCCAGAAAUAUCCUCAUCGAAACAGCUUCCUCUCAAACAGUCGAUACAACCCAUCAAAACCUCUAUCAACAACGAGCACAUCAUCCAACAAGAAGCCCACCUACAAGCCUUCACCUUCACCGCCUGCAUUACCACCCAAGGAACAAAAGGAAUUCAUCUCUCUUAUCAAUCAAUCCAAUUCAUCCCCUCAAGACCAAAAUAAUAACAACCAGACUCAUCCGGAUCUCAGAAAUCUCGGGCCAGAAGAAUUCCAUGGUGAUAUCAACCCGAAAACCGGUGAAGUCAAUGGACCUAAACGGGAUCCUUUGAAAUGGCCAAAUGAAUGGGGCUACGGUGGUAGAGCCACUGAUUUUUGA